AUGGUUCCAAUCCCCGAAACCGUCUCCUCACUUCUUUUGCGACGACAGUUCGCCCCCGAUACUCCCUUCACCGAAAAGGCGAUCGCUCUGAUCAUAUUCGCACACGGACUGGCAACGACCGCCAACGGCGCGACUAUAUCGAAUUGUAUCCACCUCCACUCCCUCGUGGACAAUCUCAACACAGGAGAUCCGUCUCCAUGCCGACUCAUCUGCCAGUGUGAUCCCGACGAUCCCAUAUCUCUGCCGCGCCGACGACGUGACACACGCGUCGUACAAGGCACCGUGCGGCCACAAAACGAUGAACCAGUGCGUUUCGAAUCGGAGAAUUAG
Molecule: messenger RNA, 330 nt
Organism: Penicillium cosmopolitanum
Lineage: Eukaryota; Fungi; Ascomycota; Eurotiomycetes; Eurotiales; Aspergillaceae
Exons: 2
Coding region: 1-330 (109 amino acids)
Source: RefSeq, a predicted model, not a curated record